Molecule: messenger RNA, 1892 nt
Organism: Vanessa atalanta (red admiral)
Lineage: Eukaryota; Metazoa; Arthropoda; Insecta; Lepidoptera; Nymphalidae
Gene: Scgbeta
Exons: 4
Coding region: 69-1079 (336 amino acids)
Biological process (GO): muscle organ development
Cellular component (GO): sarcolemma; sarcoglycan complex
Source: RefSeq, a predicted model, not a curated record
GGAACCAUUUGUGCUAUUUAUAAUUUUACAUACUUUAAACAGAUUUCUAUUUGGUAAUAAAUAAAGUAAUGAUGUCAAAUCUUCGGGGCGUCUCGCCCUUAUCAGAAGCAAUGUCCGACACGACGCUAGAAAGAAAUCGUGGAGAAAAGGCGUUGUUAACCAAAACGCCCUCUCAAAGCCAAGUAUUUUUACAUAAAACAACAAGUAAUAUGCUUAAAAAUUACUCUGAUAAAAAUGGAAACGACGUUACGAAGACUGUUCAUAAAGGCCGCAAAACCUUUGCGUUUUGGACACUAGUGUGCCUAUUAUUUAUAUUGGCUAUCGGGAAUCUGGUUCUCACGUUCACCAUUCUCGCUGUAUUAAGACUUGGGCAAGGCCUUGAAAGUAUGGAGUUUCUCCCAGAGCACAACGCUAUCAAAUUCUUCGGAUUAACAGAUUUAGAUCAUAUUUAUAAGAGAGAUGGUUUGAUAGAAAGCUUCAGAGACACACCCAUGAGUAUAACGAGUGAAAAUGGUUCUGUAGUCUUCAAUUUGCAGACCAGAUUAUCACGCACGGAUACAAAAUUGGUGGUGAACACGUCUGGAGUCUUCAUCAAAGGGGUGAACUCCCUCGAACUGACCGACCCUGACUCCGGCGAGCGGGUGUUCAGCACCGCGAACCCGGAGAUCACGGUUACUGAAAGCAUUAAUAACUUGAAUGCUAAGCAAGUAUCAACGAAACGCAUCUCAUCACCAGUUGACGAGGAUCUCACUUUCCGUUCUGAAACAUCAGCCUACCUCCGAGGAGCGGAAGGCACUCACAUGGAAUCGAAGGAACUGUUCUGGAGUGCUGACCAGGAUAUCUACUUGAAAUCAAUCAACGGUUCUGUUGUCCUAAGCGGUAAAGAAGGUGUCUUCAUCGAUGUCAGAUAUUUGCCGAUAGCGAUACCCCUUAACAAAGAUAAGUUCCAUGGCACGGGGCAGUUUAAAGUGUGCGUCUGUAUGCCCCAAGGGAAAUUGUUUAGGAUAGCAGUUCCCAAUGGACAAAAGAUCACGUGUUCCCAUGUUAAUAUGACCGGGGAACUGAAUCCUUGUAUGUAGUGGUGUUUAUAAUAUAUAUAUGUGUAAUAGCUGUAGAUAGUAGUCAUAUAAAUGUAUAUUUUAUGUGUAUAAUUAUUAUAAUAUAAAUGUACUCGAACUCAGAACAUAAAUCAAAGUUUUUGGGAGUAAAAUGAGUGGUUGGUAUGAUGAUUUAAAUAGUGUAACUGUGUUUGCUUAUUUGUGCCUUCUCAAUACCCCUUUUUUGCGCUGCAAAAAGUCAUUGCGCAAUUCCUUUAUGUGAAGUGGGGGCGGGGGUAAUCUGGGACUCGCCGGUGCCCAGGACGCUCAGUGCGCCUUUUUUUUCUAGGUGGUACAACGUGGGAAGUGGGGGUAUGUGUGACUCGCCGUUGCUCAGGACGGCACUAGUACGCCCUAAACUAAAAAUCUAGCGGUACUCUCUCCGUCUUUUCAUGCGGGCUUCCAAUUCGUAAGAGGCGAUUCUAGGGUGUACUGAGAACCCUACUAGUCACUGCAGCACCUAUUGAGGCGGGGGGAGAGGGUGUCCGUAGCGUAGACGCUUAGUGCGCCCUAGUACACCGGAAUAUCCGCUAUAAAACCAACGGUAGCCUCUCCGUGUCUUCGGGCGCCACGGGAUCGCAUGCUACCGUGAAUUCUCAAUACCUAAUACCCCAUGCUGAUAUACGUUAAGAACAGCAGUAGUCGGAAUCUAAAACUAGUCCAAUCGAUUUAUUUUUAGGAGAUUAUGGAAUUAUUACGUACAAUUGUCUUCAAAUUAUAAGUAUAUAUCGUAAGUCAAGUAUUACCCUUGUACCUAGUCAUUGUUAUUUUUAAUUAAAAAGUUGUUAACCGUGC